Neolamprologus brichardi is the source of this 4928-nucleotide messenger RNA. The record is from RefSeq and is a predicted model, not a curated record. Lineage: Eukaryota; Metazoa; Chordata; Actinopteri; Cichliformes; Cichlidae.
GGAGAGGAGAGAAAGGGAGGGAGGGGAGCUGGUAAAGCCGCGGAUAUUCAUGAAAACAGCAAGUGUGUGUGUGUGUGUUUUUUUUCUUUCCCCCUCUAGCCGUGGCGAUACACCGCUAUGUCUACAGAAAAACAGAGGGAGCAAGGGCGAGAAGGAGAAGGCGACAAGUGAAAGCAAGAGGAUUCGCAGCCCAUCUUGCUGUUGAUCUUCAGGCGAUCAAGGAUUGACUCUGGCAGAUCAAACCAGGAUGUUUGGACUUCUCAGAUGAGGUCAUGCUUGACACGUCUUCCUAAGCAGGAUUUGGAUCCAGACAAUGACCAGUCAUAUUGUGGAUGAUUGACCUGAGAAAGGAGAGGACCAAAUUUCUCUGUAAUCUCUUUGGAUUUUGGAUUCUUAAUUGUUGGGAAAUUGCCUUCAUGUGGAAUCAGGUUAACAACUGGGGAACGUCAUGCAGACAACUCUCAGAGCUGGAUAGACGUUUUAGAGAAAGGGGUUUCCUUUGGCAACGGCAUCAUGAACCCUGACUGAGAUGUUCAUUGGCUCAUCUGGCCAAAGCAAGACAACAUGGAGUGACUUUUUUUCUUUCUUCUGCCUUUGACUUUGGAAAAGAGACAGAUCCAAACAAAGGUCAGCGGCCUCGGUCUGAACCUGCAGCCUUUGAGGGCUGCGUAAAUGCUCCUUUACUGUUCUCCGCCACGCUUUACUUCAACCACCUGAAGACUGAGGUGCAGAGGGAGCGCAAGUGAGGCGGUUGGCUGGCCAAAUCCGCUCCAAUGGGGGCCGGUUGUGACCCGGUCUGACCCCGGUUUGACCUUGCAGUGACCUCUGACCUCUCCGGUCCUGGCUCUCCACCUGCUCUGCUGCCUGGGUUCCGGAACGCUCCGCCCUGGGGCCCAGAACGAGCCAAUCAGAAUGAAGAAGAGCCGCAGCGUGCUGUCGGUGACUGGAGAAGAGGGAAAUGACACAGAUAUAACAGGUGCUGGGGAGAAGGCGGAGUCAUCUCGCUACAGCCGAUCGUAUACAUCCGGGUCCACGCUGGGGGCUGAGUUACGCAGAGGGAGGAGCAGAAGACUCUCGCCAAGUCUCCAGGUACCUUGCUGGCUGCGACCUCGAGAUCGCACCCGGUCACCAGAAGUCCUGGGCAACGCGUCACGUCCCACAACUCUUCCCCUUCGUAUCCCGCCUCGCAUCUCCAUCACACAAGCAGACUCUGACAGUUACGAAGCAGAAAAUGGCGUGUCCCCAGGUCACACCCCUUUGGGCUCCCAGAGUCCGAGCCUCACGCUCCACACGACCUUCCCCCAGGGCCAGAGAAGAGAGUCCUUCCUGUACCGCUCCGACUCGGACUACGACAUGUCACCCAAGACGGUCUCACGGAACUCCUCCCUCGCCAGCGAAGGGCAUACUGCAGAAGAUUUUAUUGUCACACCUUUUGCCCAAGUAUUGGCUAGUCUGCGAUCGGUACGGAGCAACUUCACCAUCCUUGCCAACGUCUCCACACCGACCGUCAAGAGGUCUCCUUUGGGUGGAGUGUGCGUCAGUCCUAGGGCGACACUAUCAGACCAGCAGUACCAGCAGCUCGCCCUGGACACACUGGAGGAGCUGGACUGGUGCUUAGACCAGCUGGAGACCAUCCAGACACACCGCUCUGUCAGCGAGAUGGCCUCCAACAAGUUUAAGAGGAUGCUGAACAGAGAGCUCUCUCACCUGUCAGAGAUGAGUCGCUCCGGGAACCAGGUGUCUGAGUACAUCUCCAGCACCUUCAUGGACAAGCAGAACGAGGUGGAAAUCCCGUCUCCCACUCUGAAAGAUAAACCCAUGAGUCACAUCAGCGGAGUGAGGAAACUGUCUCACAGCUCCAGCCUCUCCAGCGCUUCCAUGCCUCGCUUCGGCGUCAACACGGACCACGAGGAUGAGCUUGCCAAGGAGCUGGAGGAUCUGGACAAGUGGAGUUUUAACAUAUUCAGAGUAGCAGAGUUUUCCAACAACAGACCUCUCAGCUGCAUCAUGUACGCCAUCUUCCAGGAGCGAGAGCUGUUGAAGACAUUUCGUAUCCCAGUCGACACCUUUGUCACUUACGUGAUGACCCUGGAGGACCAUUACCAUGGAAACGUAGCGUACCACAACAGCCUCCAUGCUGCAGAUGUCACCCAGUCCACACAUGUUCUUCUCUCCACACCUGCUCUUGAUGCUGUCUUCACUGACCUGGAAAUCCUCGCCGCUCUAUUUGCUGCAGCCAUCCACGAUGUAGACCAUCCCGGAGUUUCCAAUCAGUUCCUCAUCAACACCAACUCAGAGCUGGCCCUAAUGUAUAACGACGAGUCAGUAUUGGAGAACCACCAUCUCGCCGUGGGCUUCAAGCUUUUGCACCAAGAAAACUGUGACAUUUUCCAGAACCUUACCAAGCGGCAGCGCCAGAGCCUUCGCAAGCUCGUCAUCGAUAUGGUGUUGGCCACAGACAUGUCCAAACACAUGACACUGCUGGCAGAUUUAAAGACAAUGGUGGAGACCAAGAAGGUGACAAGUUCUGGCGUGCUACUUCUGGACCACUAUACAGAACGAAUACAGGUACUGAGGAACAUGGUGCACUGUGCAGACCUGAGCAACCCCACCAAGCACUUACCUUUAUACAGACAGUGGACAGAGAGGAUCAUGGAAGAGUUCUUUCGGCAGGGCGACAAAGAACGCGAGAGAGGGAUGGAGAUCAGCGCCAUGUGUGACAAACACACUGCGUCUGUGGAGAAAAGUCAGGUGGGCUUCAUCGACUACAUCGUCCACCCGCUGUGGGAGACGUGGGCCGACCUGGUUCAUCCAGAUGCUCAGGAGCUGCUGGACACGCUGGAAGAGAACAGGGAGUGGUACCUGAACACCAUGCCCCAGUCUCCCUCGCCUCCUCCAGACAGACACCUCCAGCACGACCGCUUCCAGUUUGAGAUCACUAUUGAGGACCUGGAGCAAAACAACCACAACCACAUACACAUGAGGAACAGCAGCGGGAGGAGUGGCCGGAAAGCCAUCUGUGAUAACAACGACGAGGACUUAACGCGGGACGGCCAGGUGGAGGCAAACGGAGAGGAGCAGAAUCAUGCAGAAGAUGACAAAGAUGAGCAGGAAAAUCACAACAGUGAACAGAAUGGAGUCCAGGAGGAAGAGGAGGAGGAGGAAGAGGAGGAGCAGGAAGAGAACGAGGCAGAGGAGGUGCAGGAAGAAGGGCAAUUAGAAGAAGAAGAAGAAGAAGCACAGACAGAGAAAGAAGAAGAAGAAGAAGCCAAUGAUGUAGCACAAGAGGAGGAAACAAAAGGGGAGGAGGAAGCUGAAGAAGAAGAAGAAGAAGGCGAGGAAGGGGGAGAGGAGAAGGGAGACUGCGAGGAAGGUGGAGAAACUGCAUAUGUAGAAGAGGAAAUAGAUGGAGAAGAAGUAGAAGAUGAGAGAGAAGAGGACAUUGAAAAUGAGGAAGCAGACGAGCAGGAAGCGAAAGAGGAGGCAGAAGUUGAAAAAGAGGAGGCUUUGGAACAGGAGGAGGGGGAUGUUGAAGAGGAAGAGGGGAAAGAGGAGGAAGAAGUGGAGGAUAAAGCUGAGGAUGAGGAGGAAAUAAAGGAAAAUGUAGAUGAGGAAGAGGCAGCAGCAGAGCAGGAGGAGGACGAAGCACCAGAGGAGGUUGAGGAAGAAGUACAAGAGGAAGAGGAGAGCUAGUCAGGUGUAAAAAGGUGAAUUCACAGGGUCAGUGAGGAAAGACUGAGGAGAGAUGAAGAGGGCCAGAGAGAGGCCACGACGGCAGCAAGUGGGUGUGGAGGAUGAUAAAGAGCUGAUGACGCCCUUCCUUCCAAAUAACGCGCUCUGACCACUUUGUCCUGUGAGCAUCGUAGCUGAGGAGCAGUUUGUUGUCCUUAAAACACUCAGAGAAACACUGAAAGACCAACCGUACACCGAAAACAAAACCUCUCUGGAUCUUCCCAAACGCAACUUGAGGAGCCGGUAGUGACAGACAGACUGGAGGCUUCUUCACCUGGUGUCUGUAAAUCCAUCACUGCCAUGGAGGAUGAACUGGGGGGAUGAUAAUGGUGAUAAUAAUAACAAUAAUAAUAAUAAAAGGGAAGGGAUUUGUUCUGUCGACCUUUUUGUAGCUCCUGGAAAUCUAACAAAGCCUGAAAUACGCACAUGCAAACAAGUGCGUGCCUGUUCUGUUCUUAUAGACUACCGUCCGUUGUCUCUCGGUCACUGUCUCAGUCCCGUUGAUGAGGAAGAUAACAUCUCACACACACAGUGAGCAUCAAAUGCUAAAAGAAUGUCAACUUCCUCCGUUUGUCAGAAAACAGAAAAAAAAUAAUGCAAAAAAAAAAAAAAAAGUCUGGAAAGUGUAGUCUGUCAUCUCAUAUUUACUAGAAAAAAACGUUCCACUUGUGAACAGGAAUGCCGAGUACACCUCCAGGGAUGUGGUCCAGGAACAGUUUAACCUCGUCACAUACUAACCUUAAUGCAACAAUGCUGGAUUUCUGACACUGUCUCUGAGUAAUAUGUGGACCGUUAUAGCUCAGAAGCCUGAUCUGUUGUACAUGUCGAUGUUGGUUAAUGUUUUAAAAAUAAUAGUAAUAAUAAUAAUAAUAAUUAAAGAACACCCAGUAUUCAUCCUAUCAUGACAGGUUCACCUGAAUCGUGCCAAACCGUCCCACAACCAGCACUGAGCAAUUCAGCCUCCGAAUGAGGGGGCUACUCGUCACGAAGCAAUGAAACUGUGGGACCCGGCCACCAGGUGUGAUGGUCUUCCACAAAUCCCAUUGUUUUAUUUUGUUUGAUUUGUUUUGAUUGUUUGGUUUUGUAAAAAAAAGAAAAUGUAUUUGGCACUUUAUCUAACACCCCUGUUACAUAUCUGUACAUAGUAAACAUGUAUUUUAAUCUGCUGAUGUCAUAUAAUAAAUACGAUCAAUGCA